This is a messenger RNA of Mustela lutreola (European mink), 2131 nucleotides long. RefSeq lists its product as uncharacterized. Gene Ontology annotation, molecular function: protein phosphatase inhibitor activity. The coding region runs from base 676 to 1983 and encodes 435 amino acids. Lineage: Eukaryota; Metazoa; Chordata; Mammalia; Carnivora; Mustelidae. The transcript has 6 exons. Gene Ontology annotation, biological process: regulation of signal transduction. The record is from RefSeq and is a predicted model, not a curated record.
UCGGAGAAGAGACCCUGUAGUUAACGCAUGAAAACCUCGGCCCCCCGCACCUCGAGAGCGCACGUUUCGCGACAGUGUUGCCACGCCUCCACUUGGUAUCUCCCCUCCCGUGAGAGGCAAAGCCGGCUGGCUUAGGGGGGAUACAAGGCCCGCGGCAUUUCUAAGGAAGCCCACCUUGAACUCCCAUCCAGCCAAACCCUUAAGUCCUAAGGCCGCGGACAGAGUCCAGCAAAACCCUGGCCGCGGCGGUCUCCUGCGACGGCUGAUGGUCUGCCCCCAAACCCCAGCUCUCGAGCUAGCUCCCGGCCCGACCCGGAGCUCGCGCGGAGGUGGGAGGGCUGUGACGUCACAACCAGGCUUCUCCGCCCCGAACAAGGACCCUGAUUGUGAUUGGAUAAUGCGGAUGAAGGCGGUGAUGGGGAAGAAGGGCGGGAACAAAUCCCAGAGACAAAGAAAGAAGGCCUUUGGGUGGGACACAAAGGGAGGGGCCCCGGCCCGAGGUCCCUCUAUAAAGCUUGAUUCCGGGGCCGCGGCUUUAGGGAGCAGAGCGGACGGAUACCCGGGCUUCGGCCCGAUGGUCCCCAGCCCGCUGCGGUGGGGGCGGGGCCUCGGGGCGGGGCCAAGUUGAACCGGGAGGCGGGGCGGGGCCGCUGACAGCGGUCCCCGGGUGGGGCCAUGGAGAGGCGGGAGGCUCCGGGGGCUGCUGGCGGCCUCUGCGGGGAAUCCCCGGGAGCGGCACCCAAGGGUGUGCCAGAAAGAGUCGGAGCGGAGGCGGCCGACGCCGGGCCGCCGUCCGGGGUGGUCCCGUCUCAGGGUUCUGGGCCCUCCCCGCACUCCGGGGAAAUCGUAACUUGCGCUUCUGGUUCUAGCCGGCCCACCGGGGGGGUAGCUGUCCUCGGUUCGGGGCCCCACUGGCCCCCGGGGGAGGUUGCGAGCCUCGGCGCCGGGUCCGGGGCACACCCUGACGGAUUACCUGCCCCCUUCCCUGAAGCCAGUGUGUGCGGGACCUGCAGCCCCGGGUCGGGGGGCUCUGGGGUGUACAGCUGGGAAUGCAGUCCAUCGCGCUCCGGGUCAACCUGCUUGAACCUCCACAAACCUUGUGAGGACUGGCCCCGCAGCAUCCUAAAGACCAGCACCACCAUCCUGAUGCAGAAAUCCCUUAGCGCUGACAAGAAAAAGGCCCAGCGGUGGGAUGAAAUGAACAUCCUGGCCACCUACCACCCCGCUGACAAGGAUUAUGGGUUUAUGAAGGUGGAUGAGCCCAGCACCCCCUACCACAGGCUGCAGGACAGCGAUGAGGACAUGCCUGGGGCGGUCUCUCACACAGUGACUCCCCAGGCGCUGGCUGAAAGGUUUGCAACAAUGGACAAUUUCUACCCCAAGGUCCUGCGGUACCGUAAUAAGAGAAGCUCAGAGUCUUCAGACAUCUUUUCCAAGACACACUCCAGUGAUUUUGACAAGCACCGAAAGUCGCACUAUGAUGAGGGAAAGUUCCUCAAGGCUCAGAAAAGCCUUCCCUUCAGUAAAAACAAGCCCUGCCAUGGGGCUCGCUCCAGUCUGGGCAGCGGUAGUCAGGUCAUGGAGCCCAGGCCUGUGGAGAGAGGCCGGAUGGGAGGACUGACCGGAGAAGUCCAAGAUGAGAUUUGUCUGGUGACCAGGAACCACGUCCCAGAAGUCAAGGGGGGGGCUCUUAUGGACACCUGUGGAUCCCUGGAUGCCCCAGGCAGCUGGAAGACUCAGUGUGAUUGGGAUGACUCCUCAGAUCCCCCUACCUUCAGAAACCCAUCCCUGCCUUCAGCCACCGUCAUGUGGGACCAGGACGUUGAUCAGCAGCGCAAGGAGUAUUAUAGCAAGGGAAGGUACCUCAGAUGCUCUCCCCACCCAGAGCUUGAGGAGGACACAGAAGACGAGCCCGAGCAGCGGGACAGUGAGAGCCGGCGGGGUCAGCCCGGGGCAGGGGGUGCCAACAACCAACAGACUUGAGGGGUGCCCCAACCUUGACCCCCUGAUCCUGCCAGGCUCUGCAGAUUUUAACUGGGUGAUUGAGAGUCCCACAGGCACUGAGAUCCGUCUACUGGAGCACACAGAAAGCCCCGUUCAGGAUCCCCGGGCCUCCGAGGAGUCCCUGGCA